CGACUCUGCUGAUGCUCGGCACACUGGGCAGGAGUCCAUCCUCUUCGGUUGCUAAUUGAUGGCACAAUGAACAGUAAUAUAUAUUUACUGAGACAAGUAGGGUGGGAAACGCUUUACUGUGGGACAAUACAAUAAAGCGUGAAAAACGGAGAAGCUCACUGAUGGCGACUCGCAGCAGACCGGGCAGUAAGAAGUGUGCUGUGAUCGGUGGCUCCGGCUUCCUAGGCCAGCAUCUAGUGGAGAAGCUCCUGGAGAAGGGAUACGCUGUGAAUGUGUUCGACAUCCGCCAGGGCUUCCACAAUGACCGGGUCACCUUCUUCCUGGGGGACCUCUGCUGCAAAGAGGAUCUUCUCCCAGCACUGGAGGCGGUGACUGUUGUGUUCCACUGUGCUUCUCCUGCUCCAUCCAGCGACAACAAAGAACUGUUCUACAGAGUGAACUACAUAGGAACCAAGGCAGUCAUCCAGGCCUGCAAAGAGGCUGGAGUUCAGAAAGUGGUUCUGACAAGCAGUGCCAGCGUUGUGUUUGAAGGCACUGAUGUGAAGGAUGGCACUGAAGACUUGCCCUAUGCCAAGAAGCCUAUUGAUUACUACACAGAGACCAAAAUCCUGCAGGAGAAGGAGGUCCUGAGUGCAAAUAACCCUGAUGAGAAUUUCCUGACAGUUGCAAUUCGUCCUCAUGGGAUUUUCGGACCUAGAGACCCCCAGCUGGUUCCGAUUCUGGUAGAGACCGCCCGAAAGGGCAGGAUGAAAUUCAUCAUCGGUGAUGGGAAAAACCUGGUGGAUUUCACCUAUGUUGAAAACGUGGUACAUGGUCACAUCCUGGCAGCCGAGAGCCUUCACAAAAAUUCACCAGUCUGUGGAAAAGCCUACCACAUCACGAACGACGAGCCCGUGCCGUUCUGGGAGUUCCUGUCCCGAGUGCUGGUGGGCCUGGAUUAUGAGCCCCCGCGGUACCGCCUGCCUUACCUGCUCGUAUACUACCUGGCUCUGCUGCUCUCCCUGCUGGCCCUGCUGCUGAAGCCCUUCAUUGCCUUCAAACCCACCUUCACCCCCAUGCGAGUCGCUCUGGCCGGCACUCACCACUACUACAGCUGCAAGAGAGCUAAACAGGACAUGGGCUACAGGCCCCUGGUCAGCCUGGACCACGCUAUUGAGAGAACAGUGCUGAGCUACCCCCAGCUGCGCCGGACUGAGUAACAGGAGAGCAGGGGCUUGUACACGCUCCAGCGCCCCAAAUUACCAGUGCGGUGCAUGUAAGGAAUGAGGAGUGUUUUUUGUGAUGUCCUCUUUGCAGUGUCCUUGGGAAUAAUGUUCAGUCUGUUUGCACAAUGUUUUGACUACAUUCUCCUGCAAUAUCAAUGCUUGUCAGAAUGUUAAACAAAAGAAUAAUAAAAAGAUAUAAGCUUUACUUUAAUCUCUCUCAGUAGGUUUAAUGCACUGAGGAAGUGUACUGGUUCUUUAUUUUGAAUUUUUCAAAGGCUUAAUCUAGUGAAGCUGAUUAUGGUAAUGUGAUAAUUUCUACGUAUAUGAAGCAGGAUCUCAGGAGGUGGGGCAGGCAAAUACCGCUGCUGUAAAUGCCUGUAGCAUGCUACACACUGAAAAUGUAUGAGACUUGCUAUGUGCACUCCUAGCAACAUGGUGAAUUCAUAACACGGAAAAAAGGAAACAUGCAGCUGAUAUAAAUUCAAUUAUUUGGGGAUAAUAACCCAUUGGAUAACACGUUAGGCUGGUCAUGUUAUCCAUUAAUGAUCCUAACUACACCUAAGUUGUUUCUAGUUGUGUACCAGUUAUAUUUAAUACAUACUAGUAUAAUGUGUUCUAAACUGUUCAAAUGGGUUUGAAACUUUAAUUGGGGAAGGUGAGAAAAAUUACUGUUAAAGUAGAAGAAAAGGUAACAUUUUGCUGAGGUUUAUUUAUUUUUAACAAAUAAUCUCCACAUAGACUAUUGUUUUAAUGGCAAUCACUUUUUCUUUCUGUCCUUUUAAUUUUGUCAGCUUGGUUAUUCCUUUAAUUGACUGUCAGGAGAUUCUGAAUGACACACAGCAGCUUACUUGAGCUCCAAACUGUUUACUGUGGUACUAUUGUAGGGGCUUAUAUUGCAAAUUAAGUCUUUCUAAUUGGAAUAAAAGAUAAAUAAUUGUAUAUGUGAAUGUCAUUAUUAGAAAUAUUACAUGUACCACACAAUCAUGUUUAGUCUUACCCUAAAAUAUAAUUCUUUGUUUCCUGUAAAAAGAAAAUAAAUAUGAUUUGCUGAGA
Messenger RNA from Polyodon spathula (Mississippi paddlefish), 2258 nucleotides. RefSeq names its product NAD(P) dependent steroid dehydrogenase-like (gene nsdhl). The transcript is spliced from 8 exons. Bases 162 to 1199 code for a protein of 345 amino acids. Gene Ontology annotation, biological process: steroid biosynthetic process. NCBI's taxonomy places the organism in Eukaryota, Metazoa, Chordata, Actinopteri, Acipenseriformes, Polyodontidae. The record is from RefSeq and is a predicted model, not a curated record. Gene Ontology annotation, molecular function: 3-beta-hydroxy-Delta5-steroid dehydrogenase (NAD+) activity.